CGUCGUUUACACGAAGUGAGCCAAGAAGUGAUGAUCUACUUCCGCGAAUUAACAGAGGCAUGCGUGGGUGCGAGUGAGAACCGUCGCCACGAGGCACUUGACAAUGCAACGUUGGAUCCUGGGCUGCAACCCAUUCUACCUCAUUUAGUCACCUUCAUCGCUGAGGGGGUUCGUGUCAAUGUAACGAAUCACAAUUUGGCCAUUCUCAUUUACUUGAUGCGAUUGGUGAAAGCUCUGGUGGAUAAUUCGCACAUUUCCUUAGAACCGUAUCUGCAUGUACUUGUUCCCACUGUUACCACGUGUGUUCUUAACCGGCAACUUUGUGCGAAGCCAAUCACGGAUAACCAUUGGGCACUACGUGACUUCGCCGCGAAACAAUUGGUCACGCUCUGCAAUAGACACAACACGUCUACCAAUGAACUCUAUACUCGCGUAACAAGGGAGCUCUCGCGCGCGUUGUACUGCUGGAUUGAAGGCGUUCACUCAGCUGGAAGUGCUGGGGAACAUGAAGUAACAGACAUAUUAAAAUCGCAUCAUUCCAAUUCGGUUUCCUGCAUUGUUAAAUCGGACUCGUUGAGCGGACGUGUUCCUACUCUGGGAACGUCAAUACAUUCGAUGAACACUCUCUAUGGUAUACUUGUUGCGCUGGCUGAGUUUGGAGCACAAACUCUUCGUAUCAUGGUCUUUCCUGUCCUACCCGCUCUGUGCCACCGAUUGACCAAGUUACUGGAACCUCCCAUGAUCGAUGCGACCGAACCUCACGUCUCAUUUGCAGCUCCAACUCGGUUAUCACCCGCUGAUCAGCGUUCAUACGAAUUCCUCAAAGUGAUGCUUUCGAAUCGAAUAUCCGUAUUACUCGCUGACUGGCGGAGUCGUCAAAACUUGGGUAUCUCUUUAGAAGACUAUCAAACCACGUAUGAAGCAUUAGCAACCUGUUUAUACAAUUCACGUGGAGCAUCUACUGCACUCCCGGGAGCCACUACCAACUGUCUGUACCACAUUCAGCAACAGAAAUCAACCACUGGGUCUACCACCACGACAUCAACCAGACAAUCACUUGUCACCACUUCUAACGUUACCGCUGGGCCCGUGACGAAACAAGAAUGUUUGGGUAGACUCCUCACAACCUCUACUUUGUACGAGUGACUUACCCAAAAGAAGAAACUACUCGAUGUGUUUCGUGAACUUUCAACAUCUCCACGGAUGUUGCGAAAUAACUUGGUUAAUUUCGCAAAAAACCCGCAUCAAAUUGGCGCCUAUUCUCGUCUUGGAUACGAUUUUGCACACAUUUGACUUAGUCACGAAGUAUCUAACACCGUUGCAUUCAACCUGUCGUAUUUGUCCGGAAACUUGAUCCUUUAGUCAUCACUGUCGUUAUUAUCACCUUUCGUUACCACUUUAGGUUUUGUUUUACUCAGCGUUUCCGUUAUUGCUAACUGUUGCCACUAUUAACGAUGCGAUUCACUACCAUUCGUCAGUGAGACAACUGCUGUGUAACCAAUGAACUGUACACCGCUCGCUUCGCAUUCAGUUCACUCCCUGCGUUCGAGUUGCUUACUCAACGCAACAGGUUUCAAGCUCUUCCGUUUCUUUUCCUCUUUGAUAAUUCUAUUCUCGUAUUUCCAAACAGUAGCACAUUACUUAUCCGAGCAACUACGCUAUAAACGUAGCUUUGUCUUCUUCCGAACCUGAAGUGAUAUUCCCUAGUCGAUCUUUCAUUGUUUGCUCACUGAUUAUACUCCAUCCGCGUUGACACAUGCUAUGUCUCAGAAACGCGUACUUGACAACAAUAUUCUGUGAUUCAUCUUUUCUUAACAAACUUG
Molecule: messenger RNA, 1823 nt
Organism: Dicrocoelium dendriticum
Lineage: Eukaryota; Metazoa; Platyhelminthes; Trematoda; Plagiorchiida; Dicrocoeliidae
Source: the annotation of a GenBank genome assembly